AGGAUAGACCAAGGGUUACGGCUCAUAAGAGCCUGCUGCUGACGGAGCAGACGGGAUGAAGCCUGGAUGUUUAAGCUGAACUUAAACGUCAGGUUGUUUCUUGUUUUUUGCCUCUGAAAGUCAGAACCCGUUCUGGGCGGUUCUGUUCCGAAAUGUUCUGCCGUGUUGAGGACGUCAGAUCUUCAUGAUCUCUGCUGCUUUGAGUUCUGCGUCCAGCGUUCCCCACAGUGUCGUCGCUCAAAUGAAAGCGGCCUGAAGCUCCGGGAGUCCUUCCCUACGGUCGUGCUGCUCCGCUGUUGCCAUGGAGACAAAGAUUCCUACGAAAGCAGUUGUAGUUUGAAGAAGUAUUUUCUGACAUCUGUUUUAUCACAAAGUGAACCCAACUCAGUUUUUGCCUUGUUUCCUGUUGGAUGUAGACGCCGUCGUUCUCCUGAGUCUGAAGACGCCACGAGCUUCUCCUGCAGCGCGGGUUUAUGCCGUACCGCUUGGAAGUUCUUGUCCUGGUCAUGAAGAGGCGUUCUCUCCAUUUGUCAUGCAGCUGCAGCAUCAUGUGUGAAGAGCCAAAGCCGCCCUUUGCAGCUUUACAGCUCAACGCUGCUGAGGGUCUUCAGGACCCGGUCGGCUCUGAAGCUUGGCUAAAAUGGGCUCAGUGCUUCUCAGCAUGUGGAGUGUUUCAGCAUCAACUGCCGCCGCUCCACGUCAACGGUUUCCGUGUGCAUUCCUGCUGCAGUGAGUUCAGCUGUGUCUUUUCCAGAAAACGCUUGAAACGGUCUCACCUUUCAGAAACCAUGAGUAGCGGAGACGGUGUGCAGGCCACCCAACAGGAACCGGGCUGUGGAGACAAACUGCUCCGCCUGAAGAUCAGAGCCCAGCUGGAGGAGAUGUUCACUGACGCUCACCUGGCAGAGGACGGCUUCCUGCUGAAACACCUGCAGAGCAGGCACGGCUUCGUCAGCCUCAAGCUUCUCACCUGUCUGAAGAAGAUAAAGACCCUGACCACAAACUGGCACGAGACUCUGGAAGCUGCUCUGUCCUCUGACCUUCUGGAGGUGAACGCCGAAUGCACCAAGCUGAGGCGCAAACAGCCGCUUCCCAAUUGGCUGCUGUCUUCUCCAACCAGCAAACUCCUGCUGGUCUGGAACCCGUGUGAGGAGCAGAGCAGGAAGGGUCCGGAGCAUCAUGCUCUCCUUCUGAUGCUGCUCCAGAACCUGGGCCUGACUGAUGGCAUUGCUUCGCUCUGGAUUCUGCGUCCCGGCGAGCAGCUUCCCAAGGAGCUGCAGUGCUACACCAAACGACACCAAGAGCUGGGCCGGCAUGGGUGCACAGUGGUGAAGUUUGAUCACCUGGAGGAGGUCCGGAGGGCUUACACAGCCCUGCGAGCAGAAGAGGACAAAUGUAACGGAGAGGGCUUCAGAGUCGUAGCUUUGGGAUGCAAGUCGAUGUGUAACUUCACUAAACAUCAGCCCGGGGAGGAGAAAAGCCCACGACGAGACGAGGACAGAAGUCCGGAGACUACCCCCCCAGAAAUGUCGCUCAGUCCACCUGAACCUUCUAUACCUGCGGAGCUCUCUGAGGUUCAGACAGAACCGGAUCUGCCCUCAGGACCGGCAGGAAACGCCGAACUCGGGGCGUUUCUCCCCGAUGGCGGCGUCUGCUCCUGCUGUCAGAAAUACUUACCCACCAACAUGUGCUUCGGAGACUCCAACAACAAGUGUCCGUGGGUUCUGAGGCGCAAAUCUGCAGCGAGACACACGGCGGCGGCGCUCCAAAUGAAGAGAGUACUGCGGCAGCCUUUUGGUCCUGAUGGUGGGAGGGGCUUUCAUCCCAGGGGGAGGAGGGAUCAGACAACAGUUUUACCUUCAUGGGAUUGAGAUUCUUUGAAGUUCUAAAUGUAUGAUAAUAAAGAGAUUUGUGAAGAAGUG
Messenger RNA from Oryzias latipes (Japanese medaka), 1922 nucleotides. Its product is annotated as la-related protein 6. Gene Ontology annotation, molecular function: mRNA binding. Gene Ontology annotation, cellular component: nucleus. NCBI's taxonomy places the organism in Eukaryota, Metazoa, Chordata, Actinopteri, Beloniformes, Adrianichthyidae. The record is from RefSeq and is a predicted model, not a curated record.